AUGUCUUUGUUUUCCACCAGCCGCUUCUUCUGCAGUCCGUCUGGAAACAGGAGCAACAGAGGCACGCGGGCAAUGGGGGCCUCUGCUGAGACCAAAGUUGAGUUCAAGACCCGAGGAAUAAACAGAAUGGAUGAGACAUUGGUCAAACAUCAGAUCCAACAGAAUAAUACAAGUCUGGACCAAUCAGAAUGCGUCGUCACACAGCCGGCAGCCAAUGGACUCCUGCCUCAUGUAAGCACAGCACAGGCCCCACCCCGUCCCCAUUACAAUUCGAAAGACUGUGACGUAAGCACCGGAGGCUCUGUGACAGACAGCUUAUCCUCCAAUGACAAUGCUCAACUCCUUCCAAGCUCCUCCCCCUGCUCCCAAUCACAGACAGCCAACAGUUGUGAGGACAACAACGGAAACCACGUUUCCCCAGAGUCAGACCAUCACCAUCAAACUGGGUCUAACCAGAAGGAGACAAGCCCCGCCCACAUCAAACAAGCAGCAGGAGGAGACUGCUGCGUCCACUGCCUGCUGGCCUGUCUGUUUUGUGAGCUCCCUUCUCUGUGCUCAGCUCUGGUUCAGUGUCUGCUCUGUGGAGGGGGCGCGGCCUGGCCCAGUCCCAACUCUGUUCCCCUCGCCUCCUGCUGUCCUCAGUUUCUCUGCAGGAAAUGUGUGAGGAAGUUCCCAACUGAUGAGAUCCAGAGAGGAGACAUGAGCUGA
Knipowitschia caucasica is the source of this 708-nucleotide messenger RNA. The record is from the annotation of a GenBank genome assembly. NCBI's taxonomy places the organism in Eukaryota, Metazoa, Chordata, Actinopteri, Gobiiformes, Gobiidae.